Neoarius graeffei (lesser salmon catfish) is the source of this 1461-nucleotide messenger RNA. RefSeq names its product zona pellucida sperm-binding protein 3-like. Gene Ontology annotation, molecular function: acrosin binding. Gene Ontology annotation, biological process: egg coat formation; positive regulation of acrosome reaction; binding of sperm to zona pellucida. Lineage: Eukaryota; Metazoa; Chordata; Actinopteri; Siluriformes; Ariidae. Gene Ontology annotation, cellular component: extracellular matrix. The record is from RefSeq and is a predicted model, not a curated record. The transcript has 9 exons. Bases 1 to 1350 code for a protein of 449 amino acids.
AUGUUCCUGCUGUUCAUUUGCAGACAACACAGCUCUAAGACCACCAAGACAGGUGAGAAGGUGGUGGGUGUUAUAUGGCCCCAGAGUGGCAUGAUGGUGAAGAACACCCCAGUUGCUUAUAGCAGUACACAGUGUUAUAUUAGCACUAUGCUGGCCAGGGACUUCAACAAUGGCUCGCUGGCCAAUUAUAUUCCUGCCUCUCCUUCUCUUGGUGAGAUUGAAGCCAGCUUCAUCAACAAAAAGGAGUUCAUGGGGUCUCUCCAUGGCAUCCAGUUCAAAUGGCCGGUGAUGAUGAUGAUGAUGAUUAAGAUGAUGAAGGUGAGUUGUGGGUCUCGGCUCGCGCUCACCGCGGUGUUGAUGCUGCUCACCGGAGGCGCGCGCGGGAUACGCAUGUGGAAAGAAGGCCCGAAGGUCCGAGCGGAUGGGACAGAGUACAAAGCCGCGGGGUUCCGGUCUGAAGAGCCGCCGGCGGUGCGCGUGCACUGCACUGAGAGCCGCAUGGUGGUGAGAGCGCGCGCUGAUCUCUACGGCACCGGGCGGCUCGUGACCGCCAGUGAGCUGCGACUCGGACCGGAUUUCUCAAAGGAAAACUGCGGCCCGGUUCGGAGCGAGGAUGCGGGGUUCGUGAUUACAGCGGGGCUGCACGAGUGCGGCGCGGAGCUGCGGGUUGAGGAUGAUACUUUGGUUUACGCCAACACUUUGUUCCAUACUCCAACACUGAACCGCUUUGGCAUCAUCAGGUCCGCGGGCAUGGCCAUCCCUCUUGAGUGCCGCUACAAGAGGACUCACUUUGUUAGCAGUAACAGCCAGUCAAAGCCUGUGAGCCUUGCUCUUCUGAGUUCUGCCCCAACUGCACCGGUUUCCUCACCUCAUUUCAUGACUGGUGAUUCGAUAUCUGAGAGAAUGUUGGACAUGUUGCAGUCUACAGACAUCAGCAUGGUGGCUUCUGUGCUCAGUGCUCAUCACAGUGCCCUUAAACUCUUCCUGGACCGCUGUGUGGUGACGCUGGAGUCUGACACUGCAGCCAUAUCCAACUGCGACUUCAUCAAUUACCAUGGGUGUCCUGGUGACUCAGGAUCAGCCAAGUCCACGGUCUCCUCCGUUCCCUGGGAAGACUGUCACGUCUUGAGGUUGAAACUCGACUUGCCACAUUCACUCAGACACAAUGGACACCCAGACAGCUCUAUGUUCGUCACAUGCUGGAUGAAAAACGUUGAUCCAGUUCAGGAGAACAACUCUGGAAAUGAAGAAUGUAGCUACACAGGGAACAGUUGGCACAGUGUUGAUGGGAAGCGUGGUGUGCAGUUGUGCAACAAGAAGUGUGAUGUCUUCAGGCAGAGGAGUUCAUGAGGUCCAAGAGCAUUGCAUCAUUGGGCUCUGUAAGCUCAGUGGUGUUCACUCUCAGGCCAAUCGUCCUGCUGAACCGGACUCUACUACAUUUCAAUAAACCCUCAGUAUAAA